UGAUUCACAUAUGUUGUCACAUUCCAUUGACUCGUCCCUCUCCUCUUCUCUUGUACUCACGCCUAGUAGUGCUGUAGCCAAGAGAUUGCAGCCUCUCCGGCGAGUUUUAAUCAUGUGUGAAGCUCAGUUGGAUUCAGAGCCUCUCCGCUGCCUUUUCACUCUUGCACAAGAUUGAGCUGGUGUCACAUCGCUCCCCUUCACCCUCCCGUAGAGGGGACUAAAAAAGGAAAAAGAACCUUUAAAAAAAAAAAAAAAAAAAUAGAAAGGAAAGAAAAGGCACUUUCGUUUCUUGCAAGCAUAAGGACUUACAGUAGCUGUGCUGAGCCUAACGGAUAGUGGAUAGAGGGAUAGCCCGAGAUGCUUCAGUCUGCUAACAAGGGUAGGAAGCCUACAGCUGAGACAGGGAAAGAAAGUCCAAAUUCAAAAUGCUGUUAUUCUGAAAGUGGUGGGGUCACAAAAUUAGGAAGCCAAACAAAUAGCAGAUAUCCGAAAACACCGUGCCAUCUGGAUCUUUAUUCUGAAGGUCGUCCCAUUCCAUCUACAUCAUCGUCCAGCCUUCUGCCAUCUGCACAACUGCCCAGUUCCCAUAAUCCCCCACCUGUUAGUUGCCAGAUGCCUUUGCUAGACAGCAAUACAUCUCAUCAGAUUAUGGACACCAACCCUGAUGAGGAGUUCUCCCCUAAUUCCUACCUGCUCAGAGCAUGUUCAGGCGUACAGCAAGCAUCCAGCAGUGGCCCAACAAACCAUCACAGCCAAUCAACAUUGAGGCCUCCUCUUCCACCACCACAUAAUCACACACUGUCUCACACACUGUCGCACCACCAUUCGUCGGCUAACUCCCUAAAUAAGAACUCUCUGACUAACAGAAGAAAUCAGAUUCAUGCACCAGCUCCAGCUCCAAAUGAUCUGGCCACAACUCCAGAAUCUGUUCAGCUUCAGGACAGCUGGGUACUUAACAGCAAUGUGCCACUGGAAACCAGGCACUUCUUGUUUAAAACAUCAUCUGGGACAACGCCUUUGUUCAGCAGCUCUUCUCCUGGAUAUCCUCUAACUUCAGGAACAGUUUACACUCCUCCUCCUAGACUUCUACCCAGAAACACUUUCUCUCGAAAUGCCUUCAAGCUAAAGAAGCCGUCCAAAUAUUGUAGCUGGAAAUGCGCUGCCUUAUCUGCAAUCGCUGCUGCAAUCCUCCUUGCAAUCUUGCUGGCCUACUUCAUUGCAAUGCACCUACUUGGGCUUAACUGGCAGCUUCAGCCAGCAGACGGACAUACCUUUAACAAUGGCAUAAGGACAGGAACCGAGGAUGUUGCAACAAUGCCAUCUGGAGGCAAAGGACCUUGGAUUACUACAAAAAACAGCAGUAUAGACACUGGAGAAAUUGAGAUUGGACGCAGGAUUACGCAAGAAGUACUAGCAGGAGUCUUCUGGAGAUCUCAUAUCCACAUCACUCAGCCCCAGUUCCUCAAAUUUAAUAUCUCAUUAGGGAAAGAUGCUCUUUUUGGAGUUUACAUGAGAAGAGGACUUGCACCAUCACAUGCUCAGUACGAUUUUAUGGAGCGCCUGGACGGCAAGGAGAAAUGGAGUGUUGUGGAGUCUCCAAGAGAACGUCGAAGUAUCCAGACCUUGGUGCAAAAUGAAGCGGUGUUUGUCCAGUAUUUGGAUGUUGGGUUCUGGCACUUGGCAUUUUACAAUGAUGGCAAAGACAAGGAGAUUGUAUCAUUCAGUACAGUUGUUUUAGAUUCUGUUCAGGAUUGUCCUCGAAAUUGUCAUGGUAACGGUGAAUGUGUGUCAGGGGUCUGCCACUGUUUCCCAGGAUUCCAUGGAGCAGACUGUGCAAAAGCUGCUUGUCCAGUUUUGUGCAGUGGCAAUGGACAAUAUUCCAAAGGUACCUGCAUAUGCUACAGUGGAUGGAAGGGAGCUGAAUGUGACAUACCCAUCAGUCAAUGCAUUGACCCCUCAUGUGGUGGUCAUGGUUCUUGCAUAGAAGGGAAUUGCAUCUGCGCUGUGGGAUUCAAAGGAGACAACUGCGAUGAAGUUGAUUGUAUGGACCCAACUUGCUCCAACCAUGGCGUUUGUGUGAAUGGAGAAUGCCUCUGCAGUCCAGGUUGGGGUGGCCAGAAUUGUGAACUUCCAAGAACACAAUGUCCAGAUCAGUGCAGUGGACAUGGGACGUACCUCACUGACACAGGUCUGUGUAGCUGUGAUCCUAACUGGAUGGGUCCUGAUUGCUCUGUUGAGGUAUGCUCUGUGGACUGUGGCACUCACGGUGUUUGCAUUGGUGGAGCGUGCCGCUGUGAGGAAGGGUGGACUGGGGUGGCAUGUGACCAACGCGUUUGCCACCCUCGCUGCACGGAACACGGAACAUGCAAAGAUGGAAAAUGUGAUUGCAAAGAGGGCUGGAAUGGGGAGCACUGCACCAUUGAUGGCUGCCCUGAUCUGUGCAAUGGCAAUGGGAGAUGCACACUCGGUCAGAACAGCUGGCAGUGUAUCUGCCAGACUGGCUGGAGAGGGUCUGGAUGCAAUGUUGCCAUGGAAACUUCUUGUGCUGAUAACAAGGAUAAUGAGGGAGAUGGGCUUGUGGAUUGCUUGGAUCCAGACUGCUGUCUCCAGUCAACAUGUCAAUCAAGUCUGCUUUGCCGCGGAUCACGUGACCCACUCGAUAUCAUACAGCAAAGCCAGACAGACUCGCCAACAGUCAAAUCUUUCUAUGACAGAAUUAAACUUUUAGUGGGCAAGGACAGCACACACAUAAUUCCUGGUGAAAAUCCCUUUAACAGCAGUCUUGUGUCCCUAAUAAGAGGCCAAGUGGUAACCAUAGAUGGAACUCCUCUAGUGGGUGUCAACGUAUCGUUUGUAAAAUAUCCCAAGUAUGGAUAUACCAUAACACGCCAGGAUGGAACGUUUGAUUUAAUUGCCAAUGGUGGAGCUUCCCUAACACUACACUUUGAGCGAGCACCAUUUAUGAGCCAAGAAAGGACAGUGUGGCUACCAUGGAACAGUUUUUAUGCACUGGACACGUUAGCAAUGAAGACAGAAGAGAAUAGCAUUCCAAGUUGUGACUUGAGUGGUUUUGUGAGGCCCGAUCCUGUCAUUAUCUCUUCUCCACUAUCAACAUUUUUCAGUUCUUCUCCAAGUCGCAACCCAAUUGUACCAGAAACACAGGUCCUCCAUGAAGAAAUAGAGCUGCCAGGCUACAGUAUGAAACUCUGCUACUUAAGUUCUCGCACAUCUGGAUACAAAUCUUUGUUGAAGAUUACUAUGACACAAUCGAUGGUGCCGCUAAAUCUUCUCAAAGUUCACCUCAUGGUAGCAGUGGAAGGACAUUUGUUCCAAAAGACUUUUCAGGCUUCACCUAAUUUAGCCUACACCUUUGUCUGGGAUAAAAAUGAUGCAUAUGGCCAGAGGGUAUACGGACUUUCGGAUGCUGUAGUUUCUGUUGGAUUUGAAUAUGAAACUUGUCUGGGUCUAAUUCUGUGGGAAAAGAGAACGGCGAUAUUGCAAGGUUUUGAACUGGAUCCUUCAAAUCUUGGUGGUUGGUCUUUGGAUAAACACCAUGUUCUAAACAUCAGGAGUGGAAUACUGCACAAAGGAAGUGGAGAAAAUCAGUUCCUUUCACAGCAGCCAGCUGUGAUCACCAGCAUAAUGGGGAAUGGACGUAGAAGGAGCAUCUCCUGUCCAAGCUGCAAUGGUCUCGCUGAAGGAAACAAGCUAUUGGCUCCUGUCGCUCUGGCAGUUAGUAUCGACGGAAGCCUCUUUGUGGGAGAUGUUAAUUUCAUAAGACGCAUCUUUCCCUCCAGAAAUGUCACCAGUAUUUUGGAGCUUCGAAACAAAGAAUUUAAACAUAGCAACAACAUAGCGCAUAAGUAUUAUCUGGCUGUAGACCCUGUGUCAGGUUCUUUAUAUCUGUCAGAUACCAACAGUCGGAGAAUAUACAAGAUCAAAUCUCUCACAGGAGCCAAAGAGCUUGCAACAAACUUAGAAGUCAUAGCCGGCAAUGGAGAGCAAUGCAUGCCCUUUGAUGAAGCCAGAUGUGGUAAUGGAGGGAAGGCUGUGGAUGCAAUCCUCACUAAUCCUCGAGGUAUUGCAGUUGAUAAGUAUGGGCUAAUUUACUUUGUUGAUGCAACUAUGAUCCGUAAGGUCGACCAGAAUGGAAUCAUUUCUACUCUGCUAGGUUCCAAUGACCUUGCAGCAGGUAGACCAUUAAGUUGCGACUCAAGUAUGGAUAUUACUCAGGUGCGCAUGGAAUGGCCAACAGACCUAGCUGUGAAUCCAAUGGAUAACUCUCUCUAUGUGCUGGAAAACAAUGUCAUAUUACGUAUUACAGAAAAUCACCAAGUCAGCAUCAUAGCCGGACGUCCAAUGCAUUGCCAGGUACCCGGUAUAGACUAUUCUCUUAGCAAACUGGCUAUUCAUUCUGCACUUGAGUCUGCAAGUGCUAUAGCUGUAUCACACACUGGGAUACUUUACAUUGCAGAGACGAAUGAAAAGAAAAUUAAUCGCAUACGCCAAGUAACAACCAAUGGUGAAAUAUCCCUUUUAGCCGGAGCUCCUUCUGACUGCAACUGCAAAGAUGAUGUCAACUGUAAUUGUUAUGCUGGAGAUGAUGGCUAUGCCACGGAUGCCUUUCUGAACUCACCAUCAUCAUUAGCAGUGGCACCCGAUGGCACUGUGUACAUUGCUGAUCUUGGGAAUAUACGUAUUAGAGCUGUUCUACAAAACAAACCUGUGCUUACUUCAUUUAACCAGUAUGAAGUGGCAUCCCCUGGAGAGCAGGAGUUGUAUAUCUUUAAUGCCAAUGGAAUUCAUCAGUAUACACAAAGCCUUGUUACAGGAGAAUACUUAUACAAUUUCACCUACAGUGCUGAGAAUGAUGUCACAGAAGUGAUUGACAACAGUGGAAACUCCUUAAAAGUUCGGAGAGACACUAAUGGCACUCCACGUCACAUUUUAAUGCCAGACAAUCAGAUUAUAACUUUGACUCUUACUGCCAAUGGUGGGCUAAAGUCAGUUUCAACACAAAGUCUAGAGCUGGCCUUGAUGACAUAUGAUGGAACCAAUGGCCUUUUGACCACAAAAAGUGAUGAGACUGGAUGGACAACAUUUUAUGACUACGACAAUGAAGGUCGCUUAACCAAUGUAACACGUCCAACUGGAGUUGUUACAAGUCUUCACCGGGAAAUGGAAAAAUCCAUUACAAUUGACAUAGAGAAUUCGAACCGUGAUGAUGAUGUCACUGUCAUAACCAACCUGUCUUCAGUUGAGGCAUCGUAUACUGUUGUUCAAGAUCAAGUGAGAAACAGCUACCAGCUAUGCAGUAACGGAACGCUGAGAGUGAUGUAUGCUAAUGGAAUGGGGAUUAGUUUCCACAGUGAACCCCAUAUCUUGGCUGGCACAGUAACCCCCACCAUUGGAAGGCGUAAUAUUUCACUGCCCAUGGAAAAUGGACUGAACUCAAUUGAAUGGCGACUUCGAAAAGAACAGACCAAGGGCAAAGUGACUGUGUUUGGAAGGAAGCUUCGGGUUCACGGGAGAAACUUGUUGUCCAUUGAUUUCGAUCGCAACUCUCACACGGAAAAAAUAUACGAUGACCACCGGAAAUUCACUUUAAGGAUUGUCUACGAUCAGCUAGGAAGGCCACUUCUGUGGCUUCCUAGCAGUGGACUUGCUCCUGUCAAUGUGUCAUACUUUUUCAAUGGAAGACUUGCUGGUCUUCAGCGUGGGGCUAUGAGUGAGAGGACUGAAAUGGACAAGCAAGGAAGGAUUAUUUCGCGUUCCUUUGCCGAUGGAAAAGUAUGGAGUUAUACAUACCUAGAAAAGUCCAUGGUGCUUCUUCUUCAAAGUCAGAGGCAGUAUAUCUUUGAAUAUGAUCCAUCGGACCGUCUUUAUGCUGUCACCAUGCCCAGCGUUGCCCGGCACAGUAUGUCAACUCAUACUUCAAUAGGUUACAUACGAAACAUUUACAACCCUCCAGAAAGCAAUGCAUCAAUAAUGUUUGAUUACAGCGAAGAUGGUAGGAUUUUGAAAACAUCAUUUCUUGGUACUGGUCGACAAGUAUUCUAUAGAUAUGGCAAGCUUUCAAAGUUGUCUGAGAUCAUUUAUGACAGCACUGCAGUCACUUUUGGUUAUGAUGAAACUACAGGAGUUUUAAAAAUGGUCAACCUCCAAAGUGGCGGUUUUUCCUGUACAAUUCGUUACAGAAAAAUUGGACCUCUGGUUGACAAACAAAUCUAUAGGUUCUCUGAAGAAGGCAUGGUAAAUGCCCGAUUUGACUAUACGUAUCAUGACAACAGUUUUCGAGUGGCUAGCAUUAAGCCUAUAAUAAGUGAAACGCCACUUCCAGUUGAACUGUAUCGCUACGAUGAUAUUUCGGGAAAAAUUGAGCAUUUUGGAAAAUUUGGGGUAAUUUAUUACGACGUGAAUCAGAUUAUUACUACAGCUGUCAUGACACUUACUAAACAUUUUGACACUCAUGGACGAAUCAAAGAAGUCCAGUAUGAAAUAUUUAGAUCUCUUAUGUACUGGAUGACUGUCCAGUAUGACAGCAUGGGCCGUGUUACAAAGAGGGAGCUUAAACUUGGUCCAUAUGCCAACACAACAAAGUAUACCUAUGAAUAUGAUGGAGAUGGGCAACUGCAAAGUGUAUCUGUAAAUGACCGACCUACGUGGCGUUACAGUUAUGACUUAAAUGGGAACCUGCAUCUUUUAAAUCCUGGAAAUAGUGCCCGCUUGAUGCCACUGCGCUAUGAUCUUCGAGACAGGAUAACACGCCUCGGGGAUGUACAGUACAAAAUUGACGAUGAUGGAUUUUUGUGCCAAAGAGGCGCUGAUAUUUAUGAGUAUAACUCCAAAGGUCUUCUUACAAGAGCAUAUAAUAAGGUCAAUGGGUGGAAUAUACAGUAUCGAUAUGACGGAUUAGGACGCAGAGCAUCAAUCAAAACAAAUUUAGGGCUCCAUCUUCAGUUCUUUUAUGCAGAUUUGCACAAUCCAACAAGAGUCACCCAUGUUUAUAAUCACUCUAACUCUGAGAUAACUUCUCUAUAUUAUGACUUGCAAGGACAUCUCUUUGCAAUGGAAAGCAGUAGUGGAGAGGAGUACUACAUUGCUUCAGAUAAUACAGGAACUCCCUUGGCAGCAUUCAGUAUUAAUGGAGUCAUGAUUAAACAACUACAAUAUACAGCAUAUGGAGAAAUCUACUUUGAUUCAAAUCCAAAUUUCCAGCUAGUCAUUGGGUUUCAUGGAGGUCUUUAUGACCCAUUAACAAAACUUGUCCAUUUUACACAAAGAGAUUAUGAUGUUCUGGCUGGGCGUUGGAUAUCUCCUGAUUACACAAUGUGGAAAAAAAUUGGGCGUGAUCCUGCUCCUUUUAAUUUAUAUAUGUUUAAGAACAACAACCCUCUGAGUACUGAAAUGGAUCUGAAAAACUAUGUAACUGAUGUGCAGAGCUGGUUGGUGAUGUUUGGAUUUCAGCUAAGCAACAUCAUUCCUGGCUUCCCGCGAUCAAGAAUGUACUUUGUGCCUGCUCCGUAUGAGCUCACGGAAAGUCAAGAGUGUGAGAAUGGACAGCUAAUUACGGGUGUGCAGCAGACCACUGAAAGACACAAUCAAGCAUUUAUGGCGCUGGAGGGUCAAACCAUAGUGAAACGACUCCACUCAAGCAUAAGGGAGAAGCCAGGACAUUGGUUUGCAACUACAGUUCCUAUCAUUGGAAAGGGAAUAAUGUUCGCUAUCAAAGAAGGAAAAGUCACAACAGCAAUCUCCAGCAUCUCUAACGAAGACAGCCGAAAAAUUGCUCUGGUACUUAACAGUGCACACUAUCUUGAAAAAAUGUACUACAACAUAGAAGGGAAAGACACACAUUACUUUGUCAAAAUUGGCUCAUCCGACAGUGACCUGGUCACCUUAGGGGUGUCAACCGGUCGUAAAACCCUAGACAAUGGAGUGAAUGUUACAGUCUCUCAACCAACUCUUCUUAUAAAUGGAAGGACUCGCAGGUUUACAAAUAUUGAAUUCCAGCAUUCUUCAUUGCUGCUUAAUGUUCGCUACGGUUUAACCAUAGACACUCUUGAUGAAGAAAGGGCAAGAGUUCUUGACCAAGCCCGUCAGAGAGCCUUAGCUGCAGCAUGGGCCAAAGAGCAACAGAAAGCAAGGGAUGGAAGAGAAGGUAGUCGUUUAUGGACUGAGGGAGAAAAACAGCAACUUUUGAGUACAGGAAGAGUUCAAGGAUACGAAGGAUACUACGUGCUCCCUGUGGAGCAGUAUCCAGAGUUAGCAGACAGUAGCAGUAACAUCCAGUUUUUGAGACAGAAUGAAAUGGGAAAGAGGUAACAAAUUAAUCUACUGGCAUCCUUUUCUUGGAUGAAUCAGUAGUCACAACUGUUAUCUCCUCUCCUAAGGAGAUGAAGACCUAUUGGGGCACUAAGCUGAAAUGUUUGGAGACAGUUAAGUAGCAGGAAAGCUCACAUUUUUUGAGUUAACUUCUGCUGCAAAAAAACCACAAAAUCACAAAAUGACGUGGAUUUAACCCUGACUGAAAUCGUAACACAACUAAACACAAAAGUACCCCUGUAAUAUUACCCACUUCUUCUGGGUAUCUGUUACAAUAAAGACGGCCUUUGAUAAUAUCACUUCUUUGAUGUGAGUAAAAUUUAACAUACUCAAGAUGGCCAACUUUCUAAGACCCUUUGCUGAAAUUUACUCAGACUGCUUCUUUAAUAGGAAUUCCAAGAUUUUGAUUUAAGAAGAAUACAUUCUGCAAUUAAAUACUUGACUUUGGAUUGAUUUCUAGAAAUGACUCUAACACAAAAGAGCACUGGGCAGACUCUAACAGUAAACAAACCAUUGCACUCUGAUCCCAAAAUGCUCUGACUUAAUUUAUUCAUGAAAUGGGUAGAGUGUCAUGUUUGGUUGAAAAUGGAGGCUUUCACUACAGUUAAAUUCAUCCUCUUGUUUGUAUUUGAAAAUUCCAUUGUGGACAAUAUAACACAGUUACAGGGUGUAGUCUGUGUAGAUUCAGUAGUUUGUUGGUAACAGUUACAGUAGAGGUGUGGGCAUUGUGACACUAUCUCAAAUGGGCACCACUUCAGAUCACCCUGUUCAUACAAACGCCAAAAGGCACAAUCACUGUUUCAGAUUAAACUAGAAAUGUGUUUGUUUGGUCAGAACAAUAAACUGAGACAAUCACCUUACAGUCACAAAAAAAAAUUGAUUAUGAACUUUGGUAUAAACUUUUUUUUUUUUUUGUAAUAUACAUGUAUGAACUGGUCAUUGAGUUUUUAUAUGAUUUUAAUUUGCUGCUAAAUGAAGAUUAGAGACAGGCAAAGAUAAUUUAUGGCAAAGUGUUUAAAUUGUUUAUACAUAAAUAAAGUCUCUAAAAUGCC
Molecule: messenger RNA, 9377 nt
Organism: Xenopus tropicalis (tropical clawed frog)
Lineage: Eukaryota; Metazoa; Chordata; Amphibia; Anura; Pipidae
Gene: tenm2
Product: teneurin transmembrane protein 2
Exons: 29
Coding region: 358-8325 (2655 amino acids)
Biological process (GO): signal transduction
Cellular component (GO): postsynaptic membrane; plasma membrane; dendritic spine
Source: RefSeq, a predicted model, not a curated record